This is a messenger RNA of Symbiodinium natans, 3894 nucleotides long. The record is from the annotation of a GenBank genome assembly. NCBI's taxonomy places the organism in Eukaryota, Dinophyceae, Suessiales, Symbiodiniaceae.
AUGGAAUGGCCCGCUUUGCAGGGCCAGGAAUUGCAAAAGCUAAAAGGAGCUUUCGCUACUCCACAGCAGUUGGAGGCAGCUUUUGACACAGACGCAGAAGCAGCAGAGCUGGUCGAAGUUUUCUUGCCAGGCAUAAGUACAGAAGGACGACGAGAGCGCGCUCAACUUCUUGUGGACUGGGCCGGGAGACAGGGACAGCUCGUUAAACGUCUGAGGAGAGAGUCGUUCCAGGGACUUUGGGAGACCUUACCGGUGCGUAGUGUACACUCUGAUGUCAGCAAGGAAUUUGAUGAGUUGGCUAGACAGAAUCCACUGUCUCUUUUGCCUGGUUUGGAGCGCAGACGCAGAGCAGCAAGGACAAAUCUGGAUUCCGCUAAGAGAGCGCAACAGGAGAGUGAUGAGCGUGAGAAAUACACAUUGCUGCUGGCAGAUGUGAUACGGCAAGCCAAGUUGCCAGUGGUGGCGCAGUUGGAUGCUGUCAACGAUGACGGGAGGUCCUGGAAGCGCAUCUUUGGGACGAGACGUAGCAAAACGCUGCGUAAUCGGUUUCGUUCUUGGAGGGCCUUUUCACGUUGGCUGGAGACAUCAUAUCAUAAGGUUUGGCCAUCAAGCAUUGUUCCGUUGCUGGAGUAUGCAGAUGAGAAAUACAAUGACGACUGUGGGAAAACAGUUUUACCCAGCUUUCAAGCAGCAUUGUCUGUGUUGGAACAGGCCGGGAGGGUACCGGAAGCCGAGAUGCUCUCGCGAGACCCUACCUGGUUGGCGCAGCUAGCAUCCUACACUGCAGAUCUGGAGCAUCGAAGUCUGCUUCCUGAUGGAGCCUACAGGAUGUACACUGGACACUCACCUAGAAACUUUCUGGCUUCCGUGGCGGCAGCUAUAGGUGUUCGAAAGGAAGACAUCGAUUACCUUGGGCGUUGGCUCAUAAGCAGGCUCUCUGGCGCUGGCGACUACAUUCGAACAUCAAGGGAAGUGGUACACCGUGUGCAAGAGACUGUGUGUCGAGCUUUGCUAGAGGGUGUUGGCGGGCAAUACCACGAGGACGAGGCCCUGUCGAUGCUCAAGAGCUAUGUGGACGGCUUGGGCACGUCUGGCAGCUUGGCUCGCAGGCAGCACGACAUCUUGCGUCGCGGCGAUGGCCAGCGUCACUUGGGGUUGAAGUGGCCCGCCUUUACACCUGCGUUGGAGGAUCCGGACAGUUCAGCAGAAGAUCUGGAGGAAGCUCCGGUGUUUUCGGCGUCCAAGUAUUUUAUCACUACCAGCUCCAAAACGGGGCUACGUCGGCUGCACCUCAAUGGUCCUUGCCAUGUCAAACAUUACCACUGCUCCUCGGUGGUUUUUGUGGACCAGGUCAACCUGGGAAGCUGGACAGGAGGCUGUCGAGGCGCGUUGCACGUGUUUCCACACUCAGAUGGAGGUACCGCGGAAAUGCUGGCGCUGGUAGCAACAGCUGACUCAGAUCUUCAGUAUGUACUUCAGGAAGCAGCAGCCCCCCUCCGGGUGCAGUAUCAGGUGGUUCAGGUGCAUACCACCCGCAGGCGUUUCCAGGCAAUUGCUGAUACGAGGGCGGAAGCUCGCACUGCUGCUCGUGACUUCAACCUUGACCACAAUUCCGCUGAAGGCCGUGCUCAGAUCGCAUCGGUGGUUGCUGCUUGGGAGUUGGCCAAAGAGUUUUCGGCUAAGGAGGUUGAGCUGAAGGCGGAAGCAAAGGUCAUGGGCCAUAAGAAGGUUCUCCAAGUUCAGGAGCGACAGGCUAUGCUUCGUGCAGUCACCACCGUGUAUGGCAAGCUGAAUGAGGCGGAGACGCCCACUCCAGAGUAUCUAGCAUCCAAGGCCGAGGAGUGCGAGGAAAACGAGCCGACUGCUUCCUCGCUAGAUCAGAUCAGCUCCAAGAAAGACAAACAGGUGGAGUCGCUGCAGUCCAGUGUGGAUUCCAGCGGUCAUCUUCGUGUCACCAAGACGAUACAGAAGCUGGAGAUGCCAGUGUGCACGGCGAUUGUGAGCGAUCGCCAGAUGGAUGUUCCGCCAGAAGGGGACCGCCCCAGUCCCUUGCCCAGCUCGUCUAGCACCGGCGCCUUGAGCUUCCUGGCUCGUGACCAACUUCUGGAUUCCCAGGCCCUGGUGGAGCAGCUAGAGGUCCCACUCAACACGCGCCUCGAGCCCGCCCCUGCAGCGGCCAGAGUCUCAGGCAUGCAGCUUAGACCUCCCCGGGCCCCACCGCCCCGGGAUGUUAAAGCGGCUGUGGACAAGGCAAUUCCUGCUUCUGCUUUGUCGCUGUGGCAUGAACUGUGUGAGGCACUGAUGCUGGUGUCCCCCGUUUUGCAGCAAUGUGCUCAGUGUUCUUCCCCUUCCGAGGCAACUGCUAAGCUUCUUAGUUUGGUGGCACCGUCCACAGCGGCACGGUACUUGCAGUCAUUUGUGCGUUUGCAGAAGGCGCUUGAGGAGUUGGGCGUUCCAUGUGUUACACAAGUGGAGCCGCAUCACGUCCUGGAUGCUCUAUUCAUACUGGAUAGGUCUAAGUCGGAUGCCUUGUCGUGCGUUCCAAAUGUGCUCAAAGCUGCCCGUUGGGUCUUCAAAAUUUUGGAUCUGGAUGUGAGCAGUUUGUACUGCCCGUUGAUUCGGGCUCUUGAAGUCCGGCCUAUACGUGACAGGCGGGAAGCUGUGCCUCUCUUGCUGGCGAUGGUUGUGGCUCUAGAACGCAUCGCAAUGAACACAUCAGAAGAUGGAGCGCUCCGCAUCUUCACGGGCAGUGUUCUUGUCCUGCUGUGGGCAUCAUUGCGCUUUUCUGAUGGGCAGCAUGUUCAGUGGGAUACCAUUUUGUGGGACGUGGCAUCUCUGCGCUUCGUUGCAGAAGCUACAAAGACCACACGUGGUGGCAUGCCAGCAGGUUGCUUAGUGGCCGGUCUGUUGGGCGACUUCGAUGCAACAUCAUGGUGUGCGCACUGGCUGUACUUAAUGGGCUGUUGUUGGGAUGAAAUGCGUAGGGCUGGCAUCAUCACCAAGCCAAUGGGUCUUUUCUUCACGUGGUCAGGCUCGGAGUUCGCGCCUCUGUCUUAUGCCCAAGCCCUGCGUUUGCUGCGCCAAGUUUUGCUGCAGUCCGGGUUUGAUGCUACGUCAGUCCAAAGCGUUACCCUACACUCCGCAAAGGUCACCCUUUUAGCCUGGUCUCAUGAGAUCGGCGUCUGCGAGGAGUGGCGUCGGGUUCAGGGCCACCACAAAGGGGGGCCAGGCGCUUCUAUGCCUCAACUGUAUUCACGGAACGACGUGAUAACACAGCUGCGCCUGCAAACAGUAGUUCGCCAGCAAUUGCUGCAGGGUUGGCGGCCUAUGACAGUUCAGGCCCGCGGGGCGCGCCCACCGUUGCUGCAGCCGGGUGUUUCGCUUUCGUCAGUGGGCAUGUUGCCAGCUCCGGAGCAUUCAUACUUUCAGCGUUUUCCAGGUGGCGAUUCUCUCCCGCACUCAGACGGGGGGGCCCCUGCCGGCAUCCUUGCUUUGGCGCCGGCCCAGCAGGCCGAGGCAGCCUUUUCCCCAUGCACUGAGAUGGAGCCCCCGGUGUGUGUGGGUGAACGUGCAGAGCCCUUGCCCGAAGAACAGCGUCUCGAGUUACUACAGCGGGAGGCAGGGUCCGUAUCCCCCCCCGAUAGCGUGGCAGUGGAUGCGUUCAUGCAGGAGUCAUCGGAUGAGGAGGUGGCAGAUGCACCCGAUUUAGGGGCAGCAGACGAGUUCACACUGCUCCGAGCAUCUUCCGGUGUGUUACAUGUGGCCCAUGCACUGGAGCAGGGGAAGACAGCUUGUGGGGUAGUCUCAGGUCUCUUGGAGCCGGUGUUGGAGCCGGGCGUAGGGGGGCGUUGGUGCCGCCGUAGUGCAUGCAUGCGCUUGCGCAUGCAGUUUUGA